Epinephelus fuscoguttatus (brown-marbled grouper) is the source of this 3486-nucleotide messenger RNA. Its product is annotated as bromodomain-containing protein 3-like. Bases 380 to 2143 code for a protein of 587 amino acids. Gene Ontology annotation, cellular component: chromatin; nucleus. Gene Ontology annotation, biological process: chromatin remodeling; regulation of DNA-templated transcription. The record is from RefSeq and is a predicted model, not a curated record. Lineage: Eukaryota; Metazoa; Chordata; Actinopteri; Perciformes; Serranidae. The transcript is spliced from 11 exons.
AGUAACAAAGUUUUCAGUUUCAAAGUUGGUCUAACGGUGCACUCGGGACUCAACUGCUCUUUCUAGUUGUGUUUCUGAGCUGUGUGUCGCCUCUUUUUAAGUUUAUUAGCGUUUAUACUCUCAACGUGUCUUGUUAGGAUGAGUUCGUCAUGAGUUAUCGGUUAGUUUUGUGUUUUACCGUGACUAUCCCUUCAUCCCCUGCGCUAUUGUUUCCGUUAUUUGAGGACGACAGGUAUUAGUGAGAUCACAUUGCCUGGUAUGAAAACUAUGACUGAAGUGAGCGGCUCUCAUGUAGCUGACAGAAGCUGCAGAAGAUAACAGACACCCUCAGAGGUCGUGGUCAUUCAUUGAAGACCGGUCGCUUCCAGCUGCCCCUGCCAUGUCAGCAGACACAGAGCCAGACCCCCCUCAGCUUGUGAAUCCUCCACCUCCUGAGGUGACCAACCCCAACAAGCCAGGCCGGAGGACCAACCAGCUGCAGUACAUGAAGAAUGUAGUGAUCAAAUCCCUGUGGCGGCACGGGUUCGCCUGGCCUUUUUACACGCCUGUUGAUGCAGUCCGUCUUGGGCUACCAGAUUAUCAUACGAUAAUAACAUCUCCCAUGGACUUGGGAACCAUCAAGCAACGACUGGAAAACAACUACUACUGGAGCGCAAGCGAAUGUAUGCAAGACUUUCACAAGAUGUUCACCAACUGCUACUCUUAUAACAAGCCUACAGAUGACAUAGUGCUGAUGGCCCUCGCUUUGGAAAAGGUUUUCUUGCAAAAGGUUGCCCAGAUGCCACAGAGGGAAAAGGAGGUGUUACCUCAUGCUGCCAAAGGGAGGGGCAAAAAAGGUGGCGCUCCAGGUGGACAGACUGGAACUGUGACUCCAUGUUCUCCGGUGACAGUACCCACAUCUCAGCCAAGCCUCAGCUACACUCCCUCCAGCUCAUCCCCAGUCCCCGAACACCCUUCACACACCGCCACAAAAAAGAAAGGGCUGAAACGGAAGGUAAACGCCACCACUGAAUUGUCCUCAGCAGCCAUAACCAGUUUGAGUGAUUUAUCAGGAAGCAAGAAGAGACGUGAGAGCGCAGGCCAAGUCAGCAGUCCCUCUGAGGAGCACUUUGAAGGAAAGGAGUCGCCACAGCAAGGAAGCGAGCAGCUCAAGUAUUGCAACGAGAUCCUGAAGGAAUUGAUGUCGAAGAAAUACAUAAGCUACGCCUGGCCUUUCUACAAGCCUGUCGACGCCGAGGCUCUGGAGUUGCACGAUUACCAUGACAUCAUCAAGUACCCCAUGGACCUCGGCACUGUUAAAAAAAAGAUGGAGAGAGGAGAGUACCAGGAUGCACAGAGCUUCGCUGCAGACAUUAGGCUAAUCUUUUCCAAUUCAUACAAAUACAACCCUCCAAAUCAUUACGUCGUCACAAGGGCCAGAAAACUACAGGGUGUGUUCGAGCAGAGGUUUGCAAAGAUGCCUGACGAACCAGUGGAGACUCUCUCGCCGAUGAACGCUGGGUCCGCUAAGAGUGCAGGUUUUAGCGGGGUAGCUGCCAGCAGCUCCUCCAACUUCGACAAAUCGGAGUUAGCAGAGGAGCGUGCCACCCGACUUGCUGAGUUGCAAGAACAGGUGGGUGCAGAACAGCUUAAAGCUGUCCACGAACAGCUCUCUGCACUCUCUGAAGUCCCUGUGAUUAAACCAAAGAAGAAAGACAGGGACAAGAAAGGGGACAGCAGGCAACAGAGAGGCAGCACAAAUCCCAGCUCCAGGCAGUCGUGGAAGGGAAGCAAAGACUGGGAUUCGGAUGAUGAAACCCUGCAGAUGACGUACGACGAGAAGCACCAGCUGAGCCUUGACAUUAACCGGUUAUCCGGCGUGAAGCUGGGCCGCGUGGUGCACAUCAUUCAAACACGAGAGCCCUCGAUGCGCGACAGCAACCCGGACGAGAUCGAGAUCGACUUUGAGAUACUGAAGCCGUCCACUCUGCGGGAGCUGGAGCAAUAUGUGAGGUCUUGUUUGUAUAAGAAGUUCAAGAAAUUUCAAAAGAAAAGCAAUCAAGCUGCACCUCAUCAUCACAUCGGCUCCAGCAGUUCUUCGGAUUCCACCACCAGCAACUCCAGUGACUCCAGUUCAGAAGACAGUGACUUGUGGCAGCUGUAAUAUUUAAUUUAUUUUGUCAUUCGUGACCAAAAACUGUAAAACAUCCUUAUUUUUGUAUUUUUUUCAUUUGUUUAAAUAUUUGGAAAAUUAAAGUUCCCACACAGUAUUUUGUAUUCAGUGUGGCUUCUCUCACUCCUCCUGUAUAAGUCGCAAUAUCCGUGUCUGAUUUUUCUUAUCAGACACUAUAAAUUCGCAGCACAGCUGGAUGACAUUCUGCUGCGUCUGAGGGCACCUUUCAUAUUAGAGUUUCCACCAAUAUCCUGUCUCAGGCACUCAGUUUGUCCUUACUGUUUAAUUACGGUAUAGGCGGUUUUCAGAUGUAUCACAGGGAUGUAAUUAUGUUCUUUUGAAGGGACAGUUCAUCCCCAAAUUAAAAACACAUCAUUUUUUCUCUUACUUGAAAAGCUGUUUUUCAAUCUAGACUGUUUUGGUGUGAGUGUUAGAGUUAUCAGCCAUAGCUCGUUUUGGAGCUAUGAGCACCACCAGCCGAGUGCCAUCAAGUUUGUCUGACCUGCCAUAUGAUGAUUCAUCAUUUCAGUGAUGAAAGUUGAUGAGCUUUUCUUUGUGUUGUUCCUUAAUGCACUUAAUGCAUGUAAAAAUUCAAGUUCAACCUUUUAUUUUUACAGUUAAAUUGUUGUUUUUUUAAUUUUUUGACCCCUUUUUAAGAUUUCAUAAACAAUUUUUUUUGACAUUCACCUUUCUGAGUGCCACCCGUGAUUAUUGUUCCAAGCACAGGAGUAAAUGCACUGUUUUAAAUCGACUGUUUUAACAACCCUGCUGAAUGACCUUUGUGUAGGGCGACUUCAGUGUUUUGCAUUUUGAAAUGUUGGUAGUCCAUUUGCUUUAAAUUACCUAUACUGAAUAUUUUCAGCAUGGUUUCAUGUUUUAAAUGUGUUUUUCCAUCCAUCCAGGCUGCUUAACAUCGUGAUAUGAGAGUCAACUUCUCUGUCUGCUGUUAUUUAUGUCUCCUGGAGGUUUGUUGCAUGGUAAUUCAGUGCAGACCUCUCAGAUCAGUCUGCUCUUAUAAUCACGUUACCAUGCAACAAUGACGUAACCUAGACAAAAAUAAGAAAGGAAAUGAUGGCUACCCAACUUUCAAGUCUCUGCAAUCAGAUUAGGUGCAGGAAAUCGCGUUAGAAAUUCUAAAACCCCGUGAAAAAAAAACAGCAGGAAUGUCAUUUGCUGUAAAUGAACCACAGCAUGAAAAAGCACUGAAAUGGCCCCUUAUUUAAGUUCUCUUUUUUUUUUUGGUAACUAUUCAAUGUUAAUCGAAAGUUGCUUGUGAUAAAAUCCCAGUCUGGAAUGAGGCUCCUCUGUUUAUUUUUUUGUUAAUAAAAGUAAAA